This is a messenger RNA of Penicillium cosmopolitanum, 2178 nucleotides long. RefSeq lists its product as uncharacterized. Gene Ontology annotation, molecular function: RNA binding. Lineage: Eukaryota; Fungi; Ascomycota; Eurotiomycetes; Eurotiales; Aspergillaceae. The record is from RefSeq and is a predicted model, not a curated record. The coding region runs from base 1 to 2178 and encodes 725 amino acids. The transcript has 5 exons.
AUGACCGAACACGCCAUGGCUCCCAACGACAACAACAUACAUCCUAGGCAACAAAGUCGCUUAAGAGAACCGCCAUCAUCGAAGAACGCUCAGGGCAUUUUCCCUCCUGAUGCUUGUCUCUUCAUCGGAAACCUUUGCUCAAAAACCCAUAAAGAGCAACAGGAAAGAGAAAUAGAGCAGGAUUUCGGCGUGUUUGGGAAAUGUUACGCUAAGGUCAAGAUCGACAAAGGAACAGCCUUACAUGGGGCCUUUGUACAGUUUGAGAGAGUAGAAGAUGCCCAAAAGGUCCUUGACCGUGACGCUCAAGGUCGCCCUAUACAUUUGAAUGGGCGAACUCUAGAGUCGAGCGAGCCAAAGGACAACCUAACUAUCCCAGGAACUGCACGCCUAUCACUUCAAUCCGGUGCUCCUAUCACUGAAGAGGAAGCCAGGAAAGUCCUUGGGCCAUCGGGCCCUCUUGAGGGAAUGUGCCUCGAUAAAAAUCCACCGCUGUCCAGCGAUAGCACUGCGACUUGUCUAGCUACAUUUACAUUUGUUGAGGAUUACAACGACGCGGUAAAGAAUUUCGUGAGAGAUUCCAAAUACCUUUUAAAGAAGACCCAGUACGAGGGAAACCCAUUUUCCAACGGCGGUACACCGGGCCCAGAGCCACACAAGCCCCAUCCAUCUCAAGCUGCUCAUGAGCGCGGACGAUACAACGGACAUGGACAUCACCGCAAUGGCCCUGUUAACUAUGGAGGCAAUGGUCGAGGAUUUGAAAGAAGAUUUUCUCGUGACCCUAGCCGACGCGGGAGUCAUCAGUCCAACUCAUCUCAGGAUUAUCAGAGCCAGUAUUCGCAGGAUUUUAAUCAAUAUCCUGACCCCUUCCAGCCAUAUGGUGGCCCAUACAACCCAUCGGCUCUGAAUCAACCCACGCCGUCCAGGAUGGCACCGGGAGCUCCUGUAUUUGUUCCAGGCCAAUCGAACUAUGCUCCGCCAGCCAGAACAUACGGCAACCCUCCACCAAACAACAUGUACAACGGUCCUCCGCAAAACAAUAUGUACAACGCCCCCCCGAACAAUAUGUACAAUGGUCCCCCGCCAAACAACACAUACAAAGGCCCUGCGCCUAAUGUCGGAAAUAACGGCGAUGUAAAUGGAUACAAUAACCAACAACAUAUGGGCAACGGAGGAUAUAAUCCUGGAUAUUAUAAUGGUCCUUAUAUAGUCAGCACUCCGACAUACAACAAUCCCCGCCCGAUGUACCCCAACGGCUAUCAACAGCCUCCGCCACCACAAAAUGGUUAUUACCCUCAAUACAUGCCUCAGGGUGACCAAAUGAAUGGACAGUAUCCCCAACAGUUUGGACAGGAGCAAUACUACCCUCAGGGUCCGGGGUAUUUCGUCCCACCACCUGGACCAAAUAUGAAUAUGCCCUACAUGGCUCAGCCGUACAACAACGCCGCUCCUCCAUACCAUCCACCACAGCCACCACAGCCGGUAGUCCCGCCGGUGAACAAUCAAACUCAGGCACCGGAGAAGACUGAUGCGCCCAAAGAACCAGCACAAAAUUCAGCUCCAGAGAAUGAACCUGAGCAGAAGACGGCGGCGGCUACUACCGAUGAUCCCAAACCGGACAGAGACAAGUCACACGCUGAGAAUGGAUCCGAUGGAGCACUAGAUUCUGACAAAAAGGAAGGGACAGAGCCCGAAGAAGUCCAAGCCAAGCCAGAGGAUCCUGUAGAGUUCGCUGAAUGCCCCACGCCAAGUACAGAUGCUACAAUUCAGCCCAAACAGAACGGAAACCACCACCACUCAGACGCCGAAGAAGGGGAUCUCACAAACGAGGAACAAUCCCCGACUGAAAAUGAGACACCCAUCCCACCAGAAAACUCCCCAAUUUCUCGGGAUUCUAGCUCUAGCCCGACAGCCAAUGGCGGCAACUCGCCUGGAUCCAUCAUUCCCCCUGUUAGCGAAUACGUGAGACAAAUAGUUCUCGAGAGAAACAUGGACGUGAAUGAAAGCAUAGUGGAUGCUGCUAUCAGGGAGCUUGAGGAAGAGUACGGACAGAGAGAUAUGAAGAAGCACGGUGUUGAUGGCGAUUGUGAUGGUGAGGGUGAUGACGAUGACGAAUCGGUCUCUUCAUCUUCAUCUUCAUCGUCCUCUUCCUCGCAAACCUCUACGCUGGUAGGUGCCUAG